This is a messenger RNA of Metarhizium album ARSEF 1941, 237 nucleotides long. RefSeq names its product protein transport protein SEC61 gamma subunit-like protein. The record is from RefSeq and is a predicted model, not a curated record. Gene Ontology annotation, molecular function: transmembrane protein transporter activity. Lineage: Eukaryota; Fungi; Ascomycota; Sordariomycetes; Hypocreales; Clavicipitaceae. The transcript is spliced from 3 exons. Gene Ontology annotation, cellular component: membrane; Ssh1 translocon complex. Gene Ontology annotation, biological process: post-translational protein targeting to membrane, translocation; protein targeting. The coding region runs from base 1 to 237 and encodes 78 amino acids.
AUGUCCGAUCAGAUCCAGGAGCUCGUCGAGACCCCCAGCCAGUUCGUGAGGGAAGGCGUCCAAUUCAUGAACAAGUGCCAGAAGCGUACUGCCCCCGACCUUUGCGCCGCCGACAAGAAAGAGUUUGCCAAGAUUUGCCAGGCCGUCGGUACUGGCUUCGUCAUCAUGGGUGUUGUCGGAUACGUCGUCAAGCUGAUCCACAUCCCUAUCAACCAGAUCCUUGUGGGUGCUGCAUAA